ACAAUUUAUCAGGCGAGAUCCCAGAGGAGAUCACAGGAAUGCGGAUCUUGAACUACCUUAACCUCUCCAGGAACCACCUCGACGGCGGCAUCCCCGCAUCCAUCUCCUCAAUGCAGAGCCUCACAGGCGUUGAUUUCUCCUACAAUAACCUCUCCGGUCUGGUUCCAGGGACCGGCCAAUUCAGCUACUUCAAUUCCUCAUCCUUCCUUGGAAACCCAGAACUUUGCGGCCCUUACCUUGGUCCCUGUCGUUCUACUAACACUAACAAGUCAGGCCACACUCACGGACCUUUCUCCUACUCAUUAAAGCUCAUUCUUGUCAUCGUUCUCCUCCUCUGCUCCAUUGCAUUUGCCAUUAUUGCCAUAAUCAAAGCGCGCUCUUUGAAGAAAGCCAGUGAAGCCCGUGCCUGGAAGCUCACCGCUUUUCAGCGCCUGGACUUCACCUGCGACGAUGUGCUUGAUUGUCUAAAGGAGGAGAACAUAAUCGGCAAAGGUGGUGCCGGCAUUGUGUACAAAGGGAGCAUGCCCAAUGGCGAACAGGUGGCAGUGAAACGAUUGCCUGCUAUGAACAGAGGCUCAUCUCAUGACCAUGGCUUCUCCGCCGAGAUCCAGACCCUUGGUAGAAUUCGGCACCGGCAUAUUGUAAGGCUGCUUGGUUUUUGCUCCAACCACGAAACAAAUUUGCUUGUCUACGAAUAUAUGCCUAAUGGGAGCCUCGGGGAAGUUCUCCAUGGGAAGAAAGGUGGCCACUUGCAUUGGGAUCUCCGGUAUAAGAUUGCCAUUGAAGCAGCAAAAGGGCUCUGUUAUCUUCAUCAUGAUUGCUCUCCUCUGAUUGUUCACCGCGACGUGAAGUCCAACAACAUUCUCCUUGAUACCAACUAUGAAGCUCACGUAGCUGACUUUGGACUUGCCAAGUUCCUGCAGGAUUCCGGUGCUUCUGAAUGCAUGUCUGCCAUUGCUGGUUCUUAUGGAUAUAUAGCUCCAGAAUACGCGUACACCCUGAAGGUGGAUGAGAAGAGUGACGUUUACAGCUUUGGCGUGGUGCUGCUGGAGCUCGUGACCGGAAGAAAACCUGUGGGUGAAUUCGGCGACGGCGUCGAUAUCGUCCAAUGGGUUCGCAAGAUGACGGAUUCAAGCAAGGAAGGAGCUACCAAAAUUCUAGAUCCGAGGCUUCCUACUAUUCCUGUUCAUGAAGCAAUGCACGUGUUCUACGUCGCAAUGCUCUGUGUCGAAGAACAGAGCGUCGAGCGUCCGACGAUGAGGGAGGUGGUCCAGAUCCUUGCGGAUCUGCCAAAGCCACUGGCGAAGGCCGAGGAGGAGACAGUGAAAGGUUCCUCCGGACGGCUGCCUGCUUCGGAGGCUACUGACGAUGCUAAAGAAGUGGAGGGGGUGCAUUCAUCUCCACCUGAUCUGCUGAGCAUUUAACACAGACUUGGCGUGAGAAGGAUGUUGGUUUUGGUAGGUAAGUCCUCUCUGGUGCUUUUGCAAUUCAAGUUCAAUUCAGGGUGUAUUUUGGAUUUAUCUACAGGGAAGAAUUUGCUGGGUUUUAUUGGGUGCUAGAAAUGGAUGAAAUAGUGUGCUUGUAGUAGGUUUUUUUUUUAUUAAUUCCCUUUUUUUGUACUUCUGUUGCUGCAUUAAUUAUGCGGCUUUUUUGUUUUGUUUAUCAAUGGAAGGUUGUU
Messenger RNA from Phalaenopsis equestris, 1678 nucleotides. Its product is annotated as leucine-rich repeat receptor-like serine/threonine-protein kinase BAM1. Gene Ontology annotation, molecular function: protein kinase activity; protein binding; ATP binding. NCBI's taxonomy places the organism in Eukaryota, Viridiplantae, Streptophyta, Magnoliopsida, Asparagales, Orchidaceae. The record is from RefSeq and is a predicted model, not a curated record. Gene Ontology annotation, biological process: protein phosphorylation. Bases 39 to 1424 code for a protein of 461 amino acids. The transcript is spliced from 2 exons.